Aureobasidium melanogenum CBS 110374 is the source of this 1632-nucleotide messenger RNA. Its product is annotated as CBF-domain-containing protein. Bases 1 to 1632 code for a protein of 543 amino acids. The record is from RefSeq and is a predicted model, not a curated record. The transcript has a single exon. Gene Ontology annotation, biological process: ribosome biogenesis. Gene Ontology annotation, cellular component: nucleolus; small-subunit processome; Noc4p-Nop14p complex. Lineage: Eukaryota; Fungi; Ascomycota; Dothideomycetes; Dothideales; Saccotheciaceae.
AUGCCUGGACUUGUCGAGAAGAAACGCAAGCGCACCGAUGCCACCGCCGUCGCAAAACCUACAAAGUCCAAGAAAGUAAAGGCUACCACCAACGAUGGCGACGACGACCCGCAAGCCCAGAUGCUCCUGCUGGAACAACAAGUCCUCGAGUCGCCGUCAAACUACCCAAAUAUUACCAGUCUGCUCAAGUUUCUCAAGUCAAAAGAUGCAACUCAAAAAAUCACGGCUGCCGUCGCUCUCUGCCGUACCUUCUGCCGCUUGAUGGCUGCAGAGAGAAUGGUCAAGCAGAAGACCAUGGACGAGGAAGAGAUUGGACAGGUCGACUGGCUCAAGACACAGUACAAGGAAUACGGCCGACAGCUAGGUCGUCUGCUGGCGAGCGAGGAGCUCCAAAGCACUGCCCUGACCCUGUUCAUGCGCCUGGUCAAGGAAGAGACAUCGCAGGAUGGUCGCCGUGCUGAGCAGGCUUGGAGAACUGGUAUCUUUGCGGAUUUGAUUUUGGGCCUUGUGGCAUCGCCAGAUGCCUCUGGUGCACGCGAGGAAUUCAUCGAGAAGUUUGUCGAGGAGCACGACGACGUCCGUUACUUCACCUUCUACGCUGUCGCAAACAUUCUGGCUCGCUCGCCCGAGGGCUACGACCGCCAAACUCUGGUCUCGAACGCUCUCUCGCUGCUUCUCCUGAUUGAGAACGCUCCCGACUCAGACUCCCAACUCGAGGAUUGGUACGGACAAACUCCCGAAGGUCGCAAGCACGCUCUUCUGUCCUUGUCGUCACAUCGCAAGACAGCACAAGAGGCGUGGCUUGCUAUCUUCCGCUCUGCUCUGACUAAGGAUGAGCGCAAAUCCAUUCUUCACCACCUGACCACCCGCAUUGUACCCUGGUUCACUAAGCCCGAGUCGCUCAUGGAUUUCUUGACAGACAGCUACAACGCUGGUGGUGCCACUUCUCUGCUCGCGCUAUCUGGUCUCUUCUACCUCAUCGCUGAGAAGAACCUCGAUUACCCUGCCUUCUACACGAAACUCUACUCUCUGCUCGACGACACGCUACUGCACUCGAAACACCGCAGUCGCUUCUUCCGCCUCCUCGACACCUUCAUGAGCUCUACCCAUUUGCCAUCAGCCCUGGUCGCCAGUUUCAUCAAGAGAUUGUCAAGGCUAGCGCUGCACGCACCUCCUGCCGCCAUCGUCGUAGUAGUGCCCUGGGUUUACAACAUGUUGCUGCGUCAUCGUACUUGCACAUUCAUGAUCCACCGCGAAGUUCGUGGUGCAUCACAACUGAAGAAGCUCGAGGCAGAAGGCAUGGACGACUGUUUCUCCAUGGACGAAAUGGACCCCAUGGAGACCGGUGCCAUUGACUCAUCGCUCUGGGAACUUGAGACUUUGGCCUCGCACUACCAUCCCAACGUCGCAACACUGGCGAGAAUCAUUCAGGAGCAGUUCACAAAGAAGAACUACAACAUGGAAGAUUUCUUGGACCACAACUACCAAGGUUUGAUCGAUGCUGAGCUGGGCAAGGAGAUGAAAAAGACGCCAGUGGUCGAAUUUGAAAUUCCGAAGAGGAUCAUCACGGCUGAGGAGGGUGGAUUGAACGAUCUUGGUGGUCUGUUACAGACUGCCGUCCAGGCACUGUAA